This is a messenger RNA of Tachyglossus aculeatus (Australian echidna), 1431 nucleotides long. It is a transcript of the gene FDFT1, whose product is annotated as farnesyl-diphosphate farnesyltransferase 1. The transcript has 8 exons. Gene Ontology annotation, cellular component: endoplasmic reticulum membrane. Gene Ontology annotation, molecular function: squalene synthase [NAD(P)H] activity. The record is from RefSeq and is a predicted model, not a curated record. Gene Ontology annotation, biological process: farnesyl diphosphate metabolic process; cholesterol biosynthetic process. The coding region runs from base 1 to 1254 and encodes 417 amino acids. Lineage: Eukaryota; Metazoa; Chordata; Mammalia; Monotremata; Tachyglossidae.
AUGGAGUUCGUCAAGUGCCUGGGUCACCCCGAGGAGUUCUACAACCUGCUGAAGUUCAAGAUGGGGGGUUGCAAGACCGUGCUGUCCAAGAUGGACCAGGACUCACUCAGCGACAGCAUGAAAACCUGCUACAGGUACCUGAACGAGACCAGCCGCAGCUUCGCCGCCGUCAUCCAGGCCCUGGACGGGGAGCUGCGCCACGCCGUGUGCAUCUUCUACCUGGUCCUCCGUGCGCUGGACACCGUGGAAGACGACAUGACCAUCAGUUUGGAGACCAAGGUCCCCAUGCUUGUCAAUUUCCACUCCUUCCUUGAUCAGCCCGACUGGAGGUACCUGGAGAGCAAGGAGAAAGACCGCCAAGUCCUGGAGGAUUUCCCCACGAUAUCCCUAGAGUUCCGGAAUCUCUCCGAGAAGUACCGGGCUGUGAUCGCGGGCACUUGCCAAGAGAUGGGAGCCGGGAUGGCCGAGUUUCUGGAGAAGAAGGUGGACUCCCAGCAGGACUGGGACAAGUACUGCCACUAUGUCGCCGGGUUGGUGGGAAUCGGCCUCUCGCGCCUCUUCUCCGCGUCCGAGAUGGAGGACCCCGUGGUGGGCGAGGACACCAAGGUGGCCAACUCCAUGGGCCUCUUCCUGCAGAAGACCAACAUCAUCCGGGACUACCUGGAGGACCAGCUAGAGGGCAGGGAGUUCUGGCCUCGAGAGGUUUGGAGCCGUUACGCCAAACAGCUGUCGGAUUUCACCAAUCCUGAGAAUGUGGACCUGGCCGUACAGUGUCUGAAUGAACUUGUCACCAACGCUCUGCACCAUGUCCCUGACGUCCUCACCUACCUGUCCCGCCUGAGGAACCAGAGCGUCUUCAACUUCUGUGCCAUCCCCCAGGUCAUGGCCAUGGCCACCCUAGCCGCUUGCUACAACAACCAGCAGGUUUUCCGGGGGGUAGUGAAGAUUCGCAAGGGGCAGGCCGUCACCCUGAUGAUGGGGGCCACCAGCCUGCCAGCCGUCCAUGCCAUCAUGAGCCGCUAUCUGGAAGAGAUCCAGCGGCAGAUCCCCAUCUCGGACCCAUCCUCCAGCAAGACAGAGCAGAUCGUCUCCUGCGCCCUCACGCUCAGCCUGCCCGGCGGCCGCCUGACCAGCCGUGCCCACUACUCCCCGAUCUACGUCUCCUGCGCCAUGGUCCUGGUGGCCCUCAGCUGGCAGUACCUCAGCAGCCUGACCCAGGGCCCAGAGGAUUGCCUGCGGACUGGAGAGAACUGAGGGCCCGGGCCCGCUGCCCCGGAGGACUCUUGCGAGGGGACCGCUGGUCAACGUGGCCACCCUGGACAAUGGGCUCACGCCUCGCCUGUGAGGAAGAGGCCGCCACACUCGUCUCCAAAGGCCCAGCCUGGCACAGGAUCCCGCACCCCCAAUUGGAAUUAAAUGUAUUUAACAGAC